Messenger RNA from Triplophysa rosa, 2770 nucleotides. RefSeq names its product Rab geranylgeranyltransferase subunit beta (gene rabggtb). Lineage: Eukaryota; Metazoa; Chordata; Actinopteri; Cypriniformes; Nemacheilidae. The transcript is spliced from 9 exons. The record is from RefSeq and is a predicted model, not a curated record. Gene Ontology annotation, biological process: protein geranylgeranylation. Gene Ontology annotation, molecular function: Rab geranylgeranyltransferase activity. Bases 65 to 1060 code for a protein of 331 amino acids. Gene Ontology annotation, cellular component: Rab-protein geranylgeranyltransferase complex.
GAUGACGUCACUCGCGUGUGACUGUUAGGGCGCAGCCUGUAGUCCACAUCGUUUCUUCGCCAGGAUGGGGACCCAGGUUAAAGACGUGAUUAUUAAACAUGAUGCUCCCAGCACUGUAUUUCUAGACAAGCAUGCAGACUACAUUGCAGUUUAUGGCUCCAAGAAGGACGAUUACGAGUACACCCUCUCGGAGUACCUACGAAUGAGUGGCAUCUACUGGGGCCUGACAGUAAUGGACCUUAUGGGUCAGCUCUCUCGAAUGAACCGUGAGGAGAUCAUAGAGUUCAUCAAGUCCUGCCAGCAUGACUGUGGAGGUAUCAGUGCCAGCCUUGGCCAUGACCCUCAUCUCCUCUAUACCCUCAGUGCUGUGCAGAUCCUAUGUUUGUAUGAUAGCAUCAAUGUGAUUGAUGUGGACAAAGUGGUGGAUUAUGUUAAAGGACUGCAGCAAGACGAUGGCUCUUUCGUAGGAGACAAAUGGGGAGAAAUAGAUACAAGGUUUUCCUUCUGUGCGGUUGCAACAUUGGCACUACUGGGAAAGUUGGAUGCUAUCAACUUGGACAAGGCAGUGGAGUUUGUGCUCUCCUGUAUGAACUUUGAUGGUGGAUUUGGCUGUAGGCCUGGUUCAGAGUCACAUGCUGGUCAGAUUUACUGCUGUACAGGCUUUUUGUCCAUCACUGGACAGCUGCAUCAGGUAAAUGCAGAUCUGUUGGGCUGGUGGCUCUGUGAAAGACAGUUACCGUCAGGAGGUCUGAAUGGGAGACCAGAGAAGCUGCCUGAUGUCUGCUAUUCCUGGUGGGUUCUUGCCUCACUAAAGAUCAUCGGCAGAAUUCAUUGGAUUGACAAAACAAAACUGCAAAAUUUUAUUCUUGCCUGCCAGGAUGAAGAGACUGGAGGGUUUGCAGAUAGGCCUGGAGACAUGGUUGAUCCGUUCCACACUCUGUUUGGUGUGGCCGGACUGUCUUUGCUGGGAGAUGAGCAGAUCAAACCAGUGAACCCCGUGUUUUGCAUGCCUGAAGAUGUGCUUCAGAGGAUCGGCCUUCAACCUGACUUGCUGAGUUGAAAUAUUCAACGUGGCCGUUGCAUUCCCCUCCAACCCGUGUGCAGCCAGCCCUGUUCUGAAUUUGGAAAACCAGCAAAGCGUGGAGAGCACUGAAUAUUGCUGUCAUCUUCAACUAAUAGUUGCACCCUUCAGAAGGACCAGGAUUUGAGAAUUUUGGCUGUAAAGAGACUGUUUUUGUAUUAUUUUACUGUUCUCUUGUCAUUAUGUAUGCACAGUAUGUGUGAUGACCUUAAUGUCUGAUUUUGAUCUUUGCUUCUUAAACAUGCUGGGAUUUGUAGCUUUCACUGUGCGUGUACAGACAUAACUUUAUUUAUAAUAAUCAUUCAGGAUGUUCUUUCCUCAUAUUAAGCCAUGUUUAAUGUUACGAGUGUUUAAUAAAUGAGAGAGAUAAGUUACCUAUGAUAGCUUUCCCAAAAUCAGUAUGCAAGAUAAAGCAAAGUAUUUGCUGGAAAGGGUGUAUAGUGGAUUCAGAUUUUAGGUGGCAUAAAUAUAAUCUUUAAUUAUGAAAUUAAUUUUAUGUGCAAAUUCUUACAUUUUUACCCAUGCAUUUCAAAUUCACUACAUUAUUAUCAGUGUACGAAUGUGCCAGCUGUGUGGGUAGAAUACAUGUUUCAUUUGACUGAUUUUCAAUUUGUUUUAAACAGCAUUGGCUCACAGGUUUUAGUAGUUUCAUCACAUCCUUUAUACAAAAUCUGAAUAUUCAUAAUGAACAAAUUAUGGCUGAUUUCUAAAGAUGAUACAUUGUCAGGUGUGACUUCGUCUUUGUUAAUCUCUGUUGAUGUUCCCCUCAAGGAAUCAAGUACUCGUCAUCACCCCUGGAGCUUCUGACACAGAUUGUGAUGAGAUUCGGAUGGCCUGCUGUUUUACAUUGUUUUUCAGUAGUGCCCGCAGAAUUGAACUUCCAAAGUUAAUAAAGUUGAUAUCGCAUAUAGAACAGUACGUUGAGAACCAUUAAACGAUCAUUUUCAGUCAGUGAAUCUGGCUGAGGUUAGCCAGAGCUUAGCAUUUCAAACGAAAUCUCUGAAAUCCAGCCAAAAUUGUCCCCUUCGCACAGUGAAAUACAAUUUAUACCAGCUAUUAGCACUAAACUGUUAGACUUUCAAUUAUAUGGGCAUGCAUUUGGAAAAAGUGAAGAAAUAAUCACUUAUUUUCACAGAGUUUGUGAAGUUCAUCAGAAGAGCAGCAAUCUUCCGACCCCUGACAGAUUUGCAGAAAUAAAUGGGAGGGUUGUUAGGCUCCCAUGAAACCCCCACUGGCUCUCAUUAGAAGUGUGAGGUCUGUGACACAGGCAUGUCAGCACAGUCUCCUGGCACUUGUUAUUUUGUAGUUAGAUCCCACCACACGCACAUGCAAAACCAUUUACAACCUCUGCUGCCUUUAAUGAAGACCACAAUACCACAACUAUACCAUAAAGCAGUCUUGACUGAAUCAUUUUAUUCUUGGCAAAACCCCCAAAAUGUUUAUUUUAACUGUUAGUUGUUGCUUAGUUGUUGUUUUUUAUUCAAAAUAUUGUUGUGGACUAGCAAUCAAAGGUGUAAAGUACUUGAGUAUUUUUACUCAAGGACAUUUAUCAAGUAUCUUUAUCGGAGUGUUGGGUAAAUUUUACUCCACUACAAUAUAAAGCAUAAAUUAUGUUUUUUACUCCAGUACAUUUAAUAAAAUACGUUUUUACGUGUUUUUAACACUUAAGUACAUUAAACAUCUACUUUU